Drosophila hydei is the source of this 5484-nucleotide messenger RNA. RefSeq lists its product as uncharacterized. Bases 116 to 5392 code for a protein of 1758 amino acids. Gene Ontology annotation, biological process: termination of RNA polymerase II transcription. NCBI's taxonomy places the organism in Eukaryota, Metazoa, Arthropoda, Insecta, Diptera, Drosophilidae. Gene Ontology annotation, molecular function: helicase activity; protein binding; transcription termination site sequence-specific DNA binding. The record is from RefSeq and is a predicted model, not a curated record. Gene Ontology annotation, cellular component: nuclear body. The transcript is spliced from 7 exons.
AUGGUCACACUUACAAUAUUAUUUUUCAUAUUAUUGAGCGCAGAAAUUUUUGGAUUGCAGUCUUAUUGUCUUAUUUGCGAUUUUAUUUCGCAACUUCGUUCAAUGCACUUCCGGAAUGGAUGCACGAGGCAGUUAUUGGUACUUGGAGCAUGUAAGCACCGGGAAAAAAUUGAUUCUGCACCCCGGGGACAAUUUAAUCGGCAGGCACUCGUGUUGCAAGAUUGUCCUAAAAGAAUAUGACUUCUUGUCCCGACAGCAUGCGAAAUUUAUUAUAAAUAGUGAAAACGUCGUCAGCGUGGAGCAGUUAAACGCACUAAAUGGCGUCUUUAUAAAUGAAACCAAACUCGAAGUCAAGAUCCGAUCGCUUAUAUCUGGCGAUAGAAUUGGUCUUGGGGUCCAAGUUGAGUCAUUGGAUGCUGUGGUUCCUCCGAACUAUGGCAUAUUUCAGUUGAAACAAAUGUGUCCAAAUGCUGCAGACAUUGUCAUCAUAUCAGACGAUGAAGAGAUUGAUGAGACACCGCCCAGACCAACGGGAAUUGUCAUUAAUAAUAAUGUGGAUGGGCCGGAAUUAGAAAAGCUUGAGGCCAGCAAUGUGAAGAAUGCAGCUGAUAAGAGCACAAAAAGUACAAAUGCAUAUCGCCCAAUACAUUUGCCUAAGUUGCCAGAAGUAAAGGAGGAGCUACUGUCUCAGGCAACGAAACAGAUAGAAAACAUAUUCGGCGAGCCCGAUGAGGAAUUGCUUGAAUCGGUUUUUCAAAUCAAUCCUUAUGUCUUCAAGCAGCUAAACAACAAUAACAUUGUCAUAUCUGGCGAAAAAUUACACGAUGGCGAUGAAUUAGAGCUGCUAGACGAGGUUAAGUUGCCGAAACUAGAAAAUAAUGUUGAAAAUCCAGACAUGCCACCUCCACAAUUGCCUGUUAAGUCAGACAAAAUUUCGGAGGACGAUCUGGUAAUUGUGGAUGACAACGAGGAUGACUAUGAUGAGAAUUUUGAACUGUCCCAAGCUAUGCUGCGUGAAAUGAAAGAUGAAAUGGCCGAUGCCCCACAAGAUCUUAGCGAUGAGGAGCAUUUUAGCCAACAGGAAAAAGAAGAUUUUGAGCCAGCAGCUACGUGGAUCAAAAAGGAAAUAGCUACAAAACUUGAUGACGAUGAAAUUAUACUUAUCGAGGAUGAGGACGAUGAACUCUACAGCAAAGUGGCUGACUGGUCAUCCAAACUACUUACCCAGAAUAUAAUGUCUCAGGUUUAUCCACUUGAUGAGGAAGAUGAAUUAAAUGACGCUAAUACUGUCGAGGAACAGGCUCUGCAGUUGUUUAAUGAUACAAAUUUGGAGAGUGAUACCGACAAUAAUAUCUCAGAUCUACCAAUUUUGAUGAAACGGAGAUCCCAUGCGCUUCGUAUUGAAAGCAGCGAAGAUGACUCUCCCGCCGAUAACAAUACACCACAAAAACCAAAGAUACGCAAAUGUAACGUGCGUCUAAAAACGAUGGACUUGUCUCAAUUGCAAAAUUCUUGCGAGAGCAGCCCUAAAACCAAACCUUUUUCUGAUCAAUCUGAAAAAAGGGUUGAUAAUAAUCUGCAGGAGUUGGAGGUAGUCUUGGUGCCAUUUGCUAGUAUUCCGGAGAACGAAAUGGAUGUAAAAACAGUAAAGAAAAAGUCCACACCACGCAAACGUAGCAAAACGGUUUCAACGCGCUCUAAGCUUAACGAGGUACCCGUUCCGGAGACCAGGACACCCAGUACGAAACGCAGCUCACGUCUACAAGACAGAUCUAAAUCUUGCUAUGUAGAAAGCCCAUUAAAAUCACCAAAGGGGAUGUUAGCCGCAGACCCAAUGAAAACUUCACCUGCAGAAGAGCCGAAGACACCUGUAAAGUAUCGUAGCCCACGUAUGUCAAAAAGAUCCAAAUCCUGCUAUGUCGAAGAUGUCAUGCUGUCGCCUUUAAAGCCCCAAAUACCUGUAACGGUAGGGAACAAGGAAGUUAAGAAUCUAUGUGUUAAAACGUCUCCACCAGAACCUUCAAAACCCGGAAAAGCUGAAAAAAAAAGUAGUCCACGGUUGGCAAGCAGAUCCAAAUCCUGUUUAAUGGAACGGCCCUUGGCCUUGCCCAAGUCACCAACUGCAGACAAACUUAAUGAAUUGCCAAUUCCAGUCGCUCAAAUACCCACAAAAAACUGCAGUCCCCGCUUGUUAAGUAGAUCCAAAUCCUGUUAUAUUGAAAGCCCCACGAGUUUGUCACGUAUACCAACGGUAGACCAAAGAGAAGAACUUCCUACUAAGAAAAUAGUGGCUGUAGCAGAAGUUGAAUCGUCAGUUAACGCACGUUUCUUAGACAGAUCCUAUUCGUCAGACCAGUCCAUAGACGCAACAAAGAAUUUGUCUUCAAGCAAUUUACAACCGCCAUUAAAUGUUGAUAGCUCAUCCGCAAAACACCUCGAAAGCAAUCGUGGACCGGUGGUUAUUGAGCCACCGCAUUUGCCCAAAAAUCGUGGCAAGCUGCGGGGCCUUUCAGCAACAAGCAAGGAAAAUGAGCUCAAAAAUAAAAUUCUAGAUAGACAACGCUCACUGGACUACCAGGCACAGAUGAAAAAAAAAUGGUUUCAAAAACCGAAGGACAAAAAGCGCGAGUGCCAAGAAAUCAAGGAAAAACGUCGUGAGGAGUUGAAAAAAUUAACUGAUAAACCCAAGCCAAAUGACACGGCGAAGCGCGCUGAUGCACAUAAACGAAAGAUAACGAACAUACCUACGCUGGGUAAUUGCAAUCGUGGUGAUUUUCUAAGCAAAGAAGUACAGCCACCAACAACAAAAAAGCCCAGACUUGAGAAUGCUCAGGCAAAGCCUAAAAAGCCAGCACCCCAGCGGCGGGCUACCAUAGAAUCUUUCUCACAGCAGCUGUGCGCCUUAGACUUAAUUAAGAAUCUACCUGACCAAACGAGCCGUCCGAAAGUACGCAAAGAUGCGGAACGGGCGCGCAAUCAAAGGACUUGCAAUCGCGUUUCAUUUGCCGAAAUGGAACGCGAAUUUGAUUUGCGCCACGAGCGCGAAAUGCGCGCGAAAAACAGUCGACGUGUUCGAUUUAGCGACAAUAUUCAAAUCAAAAUAAUCGAAAGGGUUGAAGGUGCUUAUCGAAAAGUAGGUAAUAUCAAGGAUACUAAGAAAAUAACGUUAAGUACGUACGCGGAGCGUCGCGCUUGGUCGCAGGCACAAGGUAAAUUGGAAAACUUCAGCGAUUUGAUAAUGGGAAACAUUCUGAGCUGGGCAAAUCAAUGGUUACAACUUCGCAGCGCGGAUGCAGUGACAGAGUCUGAGGUUUUAAUACCCAUUCCAAAUGAGUUCAAGAGCUAUAAACAGUACAAAGAAAUUUUCAUACCACUGAUGAAACUGGAAUUGCUGACCACCAUAGAACGCGACUACAAAAUUUCUCAUUUUACGUUUGAAGUCAACCUGAAAACCGUUUCAAAUUCAAACUGCCGUAACCGACCUCGCUAUGUGCUCAAUACUAGAUACAAUAGCAAGAUCGAUAAGAGAUUUGAUCUGUACACUAUAAGUAGUGGCACUAAGUUGAAAGAGACGUUUGCUUCACUAUCUCGCGUUCAACGCAUAGCUGGCGACAUAUACGAGCUAUGCUUCGAGAUUUUGCAAGAGGGCAUCGAUUUAGGUCUGCUCAACUCUUGCAAGACAUUAACUGUACGGCCCAUUGUCGAUAAUAUACGCGUGGAAAUGGGCGCUUUCAAUGCGAUUUAUUUGAUGGGUCGGUCGCCGCUCUUUCAACGAAUACUGCAUCCCAGCGAAAAUGUAUUUUCGUAUGACAACAAACUAAUACAGCAAGCUGAUUACAAAGGAUACAGGAGAAUGAAUGAUCAUCAAAUUGACAUUUGCCAACGCACUUGGAGUCGUUUGAUUGACGACUCGACGCCUGGUAUAACACUAAUACAGGGCCCACCGGGCACGGGCAAGUCAGUGGUUAUCUCGAAUCUAACUCUCCAGUGCAUGUAUGGUACCAGCAAUGUUAUGCUUGAUCGCAAGAUUCUCAUAUGUGCUCAUAGCAAUGCAGCCGUAGAUAAUAUCGCAGGGUAUUUGAAACGUGCUCGCUCGGCUAUGAGCCAUUCGCAAUUUGAGCUUGUGCGCUUUGGCUUCUUUGAGAAAAUUGAUCCAAAUGUGCGCGAUGUAUCGCUGGAUUGCUUUCUUAACAAGAAGCUCGCUGAAAAGCGCAAUCGUAUGUCGGCCGAAAACAUUGAGACGCUAAAGAGGCAGCAACAACUGCUGGAAAAGGAAAUUGAAGAAAUCAAAAAGCUUCCUGCUCAAAUCAAUUAUAUACAAAGUCAGCUGAAUUCCAAGGAAAAACAAUUGCGCUUGGUGAUGCAGCAACUAAACCCGCGACUAACUCCAAGGGAAGAGCACGAGUAUUCCAUGAUGAUUUUGCAACGAGCUAACAUUGUCUGCACUACACUCUCCAGCUGCGUUAAGCUAGCCAACUUUAUAGACUACUUCGAUAUAUGCAUAAUUGACGAAGCAACGCAGUGCACUGAACCGUGGACCCUGCUGCCAUUGCGUUUUGGUGUGAGGGGUCUUGUCCUAGUGGGUGAUACUCAGCAGUUACCUGCUACGGUACUGUCCCAAAAGGCAAUUGAAUUUGGUCUAGGUAAUUCCAUGUUCGAUCGCAUACAGCGGAACUUGAAACAGCAUCUGGAUAAGCUGGGAGGCAAUCAUCUUGUUCAUACUAAAGUAUUUAAGUUGAGCAAGCAAUAUCGUAUGCAUCCAGAGAUUUGCAAAUGGCCCAAUAGCUAUUUCUAUGAUAAUCAGCUGGUCAACGCCGAAUGCACCCACAAAUUGAUCUCACCCUUUAUACCAUACUGUGUCAUAAAUUUAAGCUAUACAAGGGACACCAACGAUGCAAGCAGUCGUAGCAUUAGUAACGAUGAGGAGGCACGAUUUGUGGCCAAGUUGCUCGUCGAGAUGGAUAAGCUGAUGCCUGUGAAACGCUUUACUUAUGGACUGAUUUCCCCUUAUAGCAGUCAUUGCUACACGCUUAGUCAGGUAAUACCCAGCCACAUGAAUAUUACACCGCACACAGUGGACGCAUAUCAAGGCCAGCAGCGGGAUGUUAUCAUCCUAUCGAAUGCACGGACACGCGGCGUUGGCUUCCUCACUAACUAUCAGCGUCUUAAUGUGGCAAUCACUAGACCGACUCGGUGUCUAGUUAUAUGUGGAAAUUUUGAUGAUCUGCAGGCUGUUAAUAUAUGGCGUCACUUGCUGGACGAUGCGCGCAAUCGUAAAGUUUACUUUGAUCUGGUGCGCGAAGAAGUUGAGGAUUUGCAGAAGUCCCUAAUUAGUAAGAUGCUAACAAAACCAAUUGAAAUUACGGAUGAUACAGCGUCGACGUCCAAGUGAUAACUGCAAUUGAUAUUUGCACCACCCAAGUGCCCUAGCAUAUUACGUACAAAUUUAAAACAAUAUGUAUAAAUUAACUUACAUAUAUAAUU